UUUUAUAUUUCUUCUUAAUACAAUGAAUCUUUAGCGAAAAAAAAAAGCACUCAACAUCAGAGUGAGAAUUAUUAGCUUAUAAGUAUUGUCGAAGAUUUAGUAAGUAAUGGCUAAGAUUUCUUAUACCUCCUUCCUCAUCCUUGCUAUCCUUGUCUUCUCAGUUGCAUCGUCAAUGGUGAUGAAAGCAGAUGCGCAGCAGAAUGGGGAGUGUCAGGAAAUAUUGUAUCCCGAUUACUGCAAUCAACAGGAUUGUCAAGAUAAGUGCAUCCAAGAGCAUAAUGGUGGACGUGGAGACUGUAUUGGGUUAAUGCCAGGACGUGAUCUCCAUUACGGAUGCCAUUGUUUCUACCCAUGCUAGAAUCCUACUAAGUCUUUCCCUACAUGUAUGAUGCUACUAUGUUCAUCAUAUGACCAAUAAAAGGCAAGCAUGCAUGCAUAUCAAUAAAAAAAAAAACUAUUAUUGGGUUUUUAGCUUCA
This is a messenger RNA of Macadamia integrifolia, 477 nucleotides long. Its product is annotated as defensin-like protein 156. The record is from RefSeq and is a predicted model, not a curated record. The transcript is spliced from 2 exons. The coding region runs from base 107 to 358 and encodes 83 amino acids. Lineage: Eukaryota; Viridiplantae; Streptophyta; Magnoliopsida; Proteales; Proteaceae.